AUGUCUGAUGAAAGUCAUCAAAAUCUAACAAUCAAAGAUCUGACAGACAGAGAUGAGAAUGUUUACUGCUGCAGAAAGAAUGGAGACAACCCAAUAAACUGCUGGUUAAAGGGCAUCAAACUCCAUGUAGCAGACCUGCAGGUGAAGGUGAUUCCCACCACAGACGGACAGACAGUAGCACUGAUAUGUAGCAGCAGCUGUCCUCUGACUGAAGAGCCUGCAGUCUACAUCUGGUACCAGAACAGAGAGGUCCUCUAUCAGGACUGGUCUCCCUGGUACCAACAGCUGGUCAGCAGUGAGGAAGCAGUCAGAUACUCCUGUGCUAUCAAAGGCUACGAGGACCUCAGAGCCCCUGAAGUCUCAGUGGAUUCUGUCACACGGAGCUGCUUUAAGGUGACCUAUGCUAAAGGGACAAUGUGUUCUAAUAAGCAGACAUCAGAGGAGGAGCCCUGCUCCAUCACAUAUCCAACAGAAGUACAUGUUGAAAGGACUUUUGGAGCUGAACCAGGCUGGAUCACACUGAAGUGUAACACCAACUGUCCUCUAACUGACUCAGAAACUUCCUAUAGGUGGUACAAAGGUGGAUAUUUAUACGAGAACAUUAAGAGACAACAGGCUACAGUUCCCCGCUCCUCUAAUGAAACAUUCUCCUGUGCUGUAAAAGGAAUCGAGGAUCUGCACUCUGCUGAAGUCUGUCUCGAUGAUCCGAACUGCUGGAGUAUUAAUCAUGUCAGCAGGAGAAUCUGUGCUCUGGAAGGUUCUUCAGUCAACAUCUCUAGUGAAUAUUCUAAUCCCAACAACAAGAAACCAAAAUCUAAAUUAUGGUUUAAAAUAAAGAGAAGUGUGAAGGAAUACGUUCAAGAGCAAAUUAAAGCUGAAGGUGGUGUGAAGUAUCAUGACAACAUGAAGAACCAACACAUCCUGACAAUCAGUAACCUGAAGAAGGAUGACUCAGCAGAAUACACAUUCAUACUCCAAGAUGACAAAAGAUGGAAACGGUCUGAUUCACCUGGAGUCACUCUGGUUGUCACAGGCCUGAAAGUGGAGUUGAGUCCUUCUGCAGUGGUGACAGAGGACCAGAGAGUCACACUGACCUGCAGUACCAGCUGUCCUCUGACUGACAACACAAACUACAUCUGGUUCUUCAACAGUCGACCUCUGACCCCGACAGAGAACCACAACAAACACCUGGUUCUGGACCCGGUCAGCAGUCAGCAUGCAGGAAGCUACGCCUGUGCUGUCAGAAGCCACAACAACAUCAGCUCUCAUGUAAAGACUCUCACUGUCCAGAGUAAAAGAGGACAAUGGACACCAGCAGCAGCUGCAGGAGUCUGUGCUGCUCUCCUGGUUAUAAUACCCCUCUCUGUCUUCUGCUGGAUCAGAAAGAAGAGGACUUCAGGUCAACCUCCAACAAAUGAAACCUCAGUCCACAUGGAGCAGUUAAACCCUGGUCCUGUGUUUGAGGACGUCUCAGCUCCACCAACAGAUCAGAAUGAUCUGGUCUACAGCAGAGUCCUCUUCCUCAGAACCACACAGAUCCUCUCUACAGCAGAGUCCACUUCCCUCAGAACCACACAGAUCCUCUCUACAGCAGAGUCCGGCCACAUCCAGAUCCAGAACAGGAUCAGGUGCACUACGCUGCUGUGA
Molecule: messenger RNA, 1647 nt
Organism: Anoplopoma fimbria (sablefish)
Lineage: Eukaryota; Metazoa; Chordata; Actinopteri; Perciformes; Anoplopomatidae
Product: B-cell receptor CD22-like
Exons: 8
Coding region: 1-1647 (548 amino acids)
Source: RefSeq, a predicted model, not a curated record